Messenger RNA from Penicillium verhagenii, 1164 nucleotides. Its product is annotated as Monooxygenase FAD-binding. The record is from RefSeq and is a predicted model, not a curated record. The coding region runs from base 1 to 1164 and encodes 387 amino acids. The transcript has 2 exons. Lineage: Eukaryota; Fungi; Ascomycota; Eurotiomycetes; Eurotiales; Aspergillaceae.
AUGCCACAUAAAAGCCCAGAGAACCCGGGAAACGUGGCUCAGGAGAAGUUCUGGAAGCGGGCGCUGUGGGGACUUCCGCUAUUCGGCUUGAUGUGCGCCGGAGCCGGUACAGUCGGGGCGACGAUGCUCCAUAUCAGGCCGCACAUGGAAGCGCUACUCGAGCACGGCGUUUGGACGGCCAGUUCAGGGGAAACUUUCAAUGUCCACGAGCCAAUUUACAAUGGCCGGUUUCUGGAUGAGAUAUUUCGACCUGUCAUAUUGUGCUUCAUGCCGUCGAUUACUGGGGCACAUGCGCAAUCAUGGACGCAGAUGUUCAGCUUUAUUCCGGAGUUCGGCGCUGUGUAUGCGAUCUGGUUAUUGGAGGGGUAUCGCAAAGAUCAUUCCUGGCGUGGAUUAUUGUUCCCCAUCAUCAUUGGCCAAGCAGCCCAACUACUUUCCGUUGCUGUGUUCGGCCCGCUCUACUACUUACUCCAGUACAUUUUCAACCCACUGCACAAAACAGUACAAAGCAAUAACCGCGAGAUAAAGCCAACGUCAACAUACACUCUCCUCGCAGCCCUAGCAGCAGCACACUACAUCCCCUCCUACGCCAGCUUCCUAGCCCCAGACCUCAAAGACAGGCAACUGUGGAACGCAGCAUGGCAAAUCUUCCCUCUAACAGUCCCCCUCCUCCAACUCCCACUAUCACUCUUCUUCCAAACCACGCUCCCUACCAACCCAAACCCAAACCAAGAUCCAGCCGUAGGCUCCAUCACGUCACGCACACAAGACAAACAAAAUAGUCUAGCCGCAGUGCGCGUCGUGUAUAGCUCGCUAGCCCUGAUCUCAGCAGUCGGAUUUGUGUACGCACGCACCACUGUGCCAGCGGAGUCCUCGAUGCUGGAGAUUUUCUGGCCGGGGCUGGAUGGGUAUGUCUUGUCGGGUGAUGUGUCGUUUGAGGAGGGACUCGCGCGGUUCCUGCAGUAUGACCAGAUCAGUUCAAUGGCGGCGGGAUUCGUGUGGCUUUGGUUGCGGAUGCGGGAGUUGAAGAUGUUUGGAGCUGGAGUCUCUUGGUUCAGAGCUGUUGUGGGGUUGGUGGGUGUUACGUGGGUGUUUGGGCCUGGGACGGCAUUUGUGCUUGGGUGGGGGUGGAAGGAGGAGGUACUUCACAAGCUGGGAAGUUGA